Messenger RNA from Colius striatus (speckled mousebird), 721 nucleotides. It is a transcript of the gene EMC6, whose product is annotated as ER membrane protein complex subunit 6. Gene Ontology annotation, cellular component: membrane; endoplasmic reticulum; EMC complex. Bases 193 to 525 code for a protein of 110 amino acids. The record is from RefSeq and is a predicted model, not a curated record. NCBI's taxonomy places the organism in Eukaryota, Metazoa, Chordata, Aves, Coliiformes, Coliidae. Gene Ontology annotation, biological process: autophagosome assembly; protein folding in endoplasmic reticulum. The transcript is spliced from 2 exons.
GCGGGCUGUCCCGGCGGCGCGGCGGCGGCCGUAGGUCGGGCCCCGGCGGCCGCUCCCGAGCGCGGUGUCCGCGGGCAGCGCGGGCCGGACGCGCCACGCUCGGGCCCCGCCCAGGGCCCCGCGGAGCCGGCGCGGCGACGUGCAUGAGAGUGCCGCCGGCAGCGCGGAGCCGCCCGAGCCCCGCUGGGAGCCAUGGCCGCGGCGGUGGCCAAGCGCGACGGGCCGCAGUUCAUCAGCGAAGCGGCCGUGCGAGGCAACGCCGCCAUCCUGGACUAUUGCCGGACGUCCGUGUCGGCCCUCUCGGGAGCCACGGCGGGGAUCCUCGGCCUCACCGGCCUCCACGGCUUCAUCUUCUACUUCCUGGCGUCCGUCCUGCUCUCCGUGCUCUUGGUGUUGAAGGCCGGGCGGCGAUGGAACAAGUACUUUAAGUCGCGGCGGCCGCUGUUCACGGGCGGGCUGGUUGGCGGCCUCUUCACCUACGUCCUGUUCUGGACUUUCCUCUACGGGAUGGUUCACGUGUACUGAGCCUGGCGGGAGCCACCUUAGCUGCGGGGGGUGUAACGAAGCAGCGGGACUGUUGCCAAAAGUCACCUACACAACUAGGCCAGCUCACCCUUCAGACCCUUGUCCAUCACUUGUAUUGUUCAGAAAGCCCCUAAAUUAUAUCCAAGUACAAACGGAUCAGUAGCACUGUUCUAAUUAAACUCAAUGUGAAACGCUG